Molecule: messenger RNA, 594 nt
Organism: Macrosteles quadrilineatus (aster leafhopper)
Lineage: Eukaryota; Metazoa; Arthropoda; Insecta; Hemiptera; Cicadellidae
Product: putative nuclease HARBI1
Exons: 2
Coding region: 1-594 (197 amino acids)
Source: RefSeq, a predicted model, not a curated record
AUGAGGAGUAUUAAAACCAAGACUUCAUGGGGAUACAUCAACCGCAAAAACAAGCCUACACUUAAUGUUCAAGCGACAUGUGACAGCAAGGAGAUGUUCACAAGUGUUGAUGUCAGUUGGCCCGGUUCCGUACAUGACGCCCGAAUUUGGAAAAAUUCUCCAGUUAGAGAGGUCAUGCGUACAACACGUAACACUGUACUAAUAGGGGAUGACGGAUACGGUUUAGAGCCUUGGUUGAUGACACCGUUCUCAGUUCUAGAUAACGAAAGUGAAAGCAAAUUUAAUAAGUUGUUAAAAAAAGAAAGGGUGGUCAUAGAAAGGUGUUUUGGGCAGCUGAAGCGGCGAUUUCCAAUACUGCAGUAUGUGUGUCGUGUCAAACUUGAAAAAGUACCAAAAAUCAUAGUUGCUUGUGUUGUGUUGCACAAUAUUGCAAAAAGUUUAGGCGACCCUGAUUUUGAACACGAUGAGGAUAUCCUUGAAGAGGAUGAAGACUUGGGCGAUAUUGCGGCUGAUGCAGAGAUCAGAGGUAAUCUGCGUCACGAAGGACAAGCAGUGAGAAGGAACUUGGCUGAAAUAAUAAGUCAAUUGAUUUAA